Molecule: messenger RNA, 2016 nt
Organism: Rhincodon typus (whale shark)
Lineage: Eukaryota; Metazoa; Chordata; Chondrichthyes; Orectolobiformes; Rhincodontidae
Gene: imp4
Product: IMP U3 small nucleolar ribonucleoprotein 4
Exons: 9
Coding region: 151-1053 (300 amino acids)
Biological process (GO): rRNA processing
Cellular component (GO): Mpp10 complex; small-subunit processome; nucleolus
Molecular function (GO): snoRNA binding; rRNA primary transcript binding
Source: RefSeq, a predicted model, not a curated record
CGCUGAUCCCGCCCUGCGCGCUGACGGACCGGCCUCUCUAGUCCUGUCCAAUAGGAGCGAAGGGGCUGUGCGGGAUUCCGAUUAGUCACCGACACAACCAAUAGCGUGGCUCGGUACUGGGUCGGUGAGAGGUGAUCGUCAGGAGGAAGCAUGCUGCGCCGUGAAGCUAGGCUGCGGAGGGAGUAUCUCUACCGUAAAGCGCAGGAGGAUAAGCUGCACAGCAUUGAGGAGAAGAAACAGAAACUAAAACACGCCCUUGAAGAGAACCGGCUGAUCCCCACAGAUCUGCGACGGGAGGCGCUGGAUCUGCAGAAGGUCCUAGAGUACGAUGACGAGGGGGGCGAAGGAGUGAGCAGUCAGAUAGAUGACGAAUACAAGUGGGCCGGAGUGGAAGAUCCAAAGGUCAUGGUCACGACAUCCCGGGAUCCCAGCUCCAAGCUCAAGCAGUUUGCCAAGGAAGUUAAGCUGAUUUUCCCAAACGCCCAGCGCAUGAACCGAGGGAAGCAUGACAUUGACGCGCUCAUGAGAGCAUGCAAGGCCAGUGGAGUGACCGACCUGAUCAUUGUGCAUGAACACCGAGGAGUACCAGACGGCCUUAUCGUGUGCCACUUGCCAUUCGGCCCCACCGCGUACUUCACCCUCUCCAAUGUGGUGAUGCGCCAUGACAUCCCAAAGAUCGGCACCAUGUCCGAAGCCUACCCUCAUCUCAUCUUCCACAGCCUGAACUCGAAGCUCGGCCUGAGGGUAACCAGUAUCCUGAAGUAUUUAUUCCCGGUCCCUAAAGGAGAAAGCAAAAGAGUAAUCACAUUCGCCAACCAGGAUGACUUCAUCUCUUUCAGGCAUCACGUCUACAGGAAGGUGGAUCACAAAAACAUCGAGCUGACGGAAGUGGGCCCCAGGUUCGAAAUGAAACUGUAUCAGAUUAAGCUGGGAACGCUGGAAAACGAGCAGGUCUCCGACACAGAAUGGCGUUGGCACCCGUACACCAACACCGCCAAGAAGAGGAGGUACCUGAGCAUAGAGUCGGGCGAGGCUUCCCGUCCAGUGAGUUAGCACACACAGAGAGAGAGAGAGAAACGCAGUCACUGCCUUGGGGAUUUGAUUGAACUUGCAAAACCGCGACAGCUCUGCCUGAAUAAACCAGCCGGCCGGGCAGGGGCGUAGGGAAUUGCCAUGCAUCCGGAACCGCAUCUGGCCGUAGAAUUUGAACAGAUCGAAAAUCUAACAGCAGGCUCCCAUUUUGUAACUCGUCGCUGUCAUUUUUCGUGCCCGCCUCUGUUGUUUGACAGAGCAGUUGAGUUCAGGCAGCAUCUUCUUGGCUCCCUGCGCUCUGUCUCUCUCCCCAACCACCCUCCCCGCCCACGGAGUCUCGCUGGCCUGCUACACCUGACAUCUGGUGCCUCAGCCCCAAGCUGCCCUUGAACCCAGCGAGUGCUUGCUUGGCCUUCCUGACAGAGUCCCGGCUGCCGUUGUCUCCUGGGGAGUGAUCGGGAACCUUUUCGGCCAGACUCUGAACGCAACUACUGGGCUGACGACGGGGCAGAAAGGGGCUGCAACGAGGGGGAAACCGGCCUUCAACUGUCGUGGCUCCUGGGACUGGGGAGCUGGCUGUGAGCAUUUCCACUUGAGUUUUAACUGAGGUGGCAGCAGCGGUGCUGGAGAAACUGAGCAGGUCUGGCUGUGUCGCUGGCAAGAGAAACCGGGUUAACGUUUGCCGUCCAGUGCAGCAACUCUUCGGAAUGUCUUCAAGGUGAAUGUAACCCGGAAGAGAAGGCGGUAGUUGAAUUAAGAUCUCUGAUCAAAGCCAAAUAGCAUGGGGCAUUGGAUCGGAAACAAACGUGCAGUGCUGGAGCAGCUCGUCGGUUUCUCUGUCCCCCAGUCCUGAGUUUCUGUGGCAUUUUAUGUCUUUGUUGGAUUUUAUUUGUCUGUUGGCAGCCUUGUGUUUACUAUUGUGUGUUCGGUGGUAAAAUGGUACAUUAGACCUUCCCGUGUCUCAGAAUUAAACGUUCUCUUGGA